This is a messenger RNA of Musca domestica (house fly), 469 nucleotides long. RefSeq lists its product as uncharacterized. The record is from RefSeq and is a predicted model, not a curated record. The coding region runs from base 41 to 394 and encodes 117 amino acids. The transcript has 2 exons. NCBI's taxonomy places the organism in Eukaryota, Metazoa, Arthropoda, Insecta, Diptera, Muscidae.
CAUAGCAGUCAAGUUCUUUCCAGCAACGCGCAGAGUAAAAAUGGCAUUCCUUAAGUUCACUUUGGUAUUUGUGGCUCUUUUCGCCACCACCCUGGCCAUGAGCGCCACCUGGGGUAAACGCAACACAACUGAUGUUUUGUUGUUGAACGAAAAUGUUUUCCGUACUCCCGUUGCCAAUUCUUUCAUUUCCGUUGAUGUCUCCUUCCCCAAGAGUGGCCAAACCAAUACCCGCCAAAUCACCGCCGUCUUUGUGUACGAUCGUUUCACCAAUAGCUCUGGUGCCACCCCAACCUUGUGGUCUGGCGGUCCUGGCUAUACCAUGGCCUUGGUCAACUUGAAAUCUCAAAUGAGCCGUGGCAUCAACUCCACUGUUGAAAUUUGGGGUAAAAAGUAAACGAGAACUCUCUAAAGGACUUAUUUGACGAAUUAAAAAAAUGGAAUAAAAAAUAUUUAAAAUUUUCGAAAGAAA